UGGUCACCUCCAGGUAGUUCAUCUGCUUACUGGCAGAGGGUCAGAGGUGGAGUGUAAGAACAAGGGUGGAUGGACACCUCUAAUGUCUGCUGCGGAUGAAGGUCAUUGUGAUGUAGUCAUUGACCUACUGUCACUUGGUGCUGAUAUCAAUGCUCAGAAUAAAGAUGGAGACUCAGCACUGAUAAAAGCAGCCAACUGGGGUAAGACUGAUGUUGUAGUGGAGUUGGUGAAGGGAGGAGCCAAUUUGGACCUACAGAAUGAGGAUGGAUACUCAGCACUGAUGAAAGCAGCCUGGCUGGGUGAGACUGAUGUUAUAGUGGAGUUUGUGAACGGAGGAGCCAAUUUGGACCUACAGAAUAAGGUUGGGGACUCAGCACUGAUGGAAGCAGCCUGGCGGGGUAAGACUGAUGUUGUGGUGGAGUUGGUGAAGGGAGGAGCCAAUUUGGACCUACAGAAUAAG
Geodia barretti is the source of this 460-nucleotide messenger RNA. The record is from the annotation of a GenBank genome assembly. NCBI's taxonomy places the organism in Eukaryota, Metazoa, Porifera, Demospongiae, Tetractinellida, Geodiidae.